UCACUUUACUUACCCUAUUUUAUUUCAUACAAAUCAAAUAAAACAAAAUUUUUUGUAAUUAGUUUUCCUACAAAAUUCUAAAAAAGAGUUUGUGUCUCAAGAAAGAAAAUUAAAUAAAUAAAACAAGAUUAUUUACGUAAUAAAAUAUAGCAAUUUCAUCGAUUUGUAGCUGUUUACCCUUUGCCUCUUGCAAUUUUGACUUGAGGGCAUUAAGAACCGAUUCCGCGGCUAUCUGUGGAUUAUCCUACAAAAUAAAAACAAGCAAAAAAGAAAAUUAAAUUUUUAAACUUUAUCAAUCCGGAAGUGAAUAAAUAAGCAAAAAGAACAAAUGUCGGACGUAAUUUGUCACAAAUGCAACGAGGCCAUCUCCCAAAGGAUUGUCACCGCCUUAGGCAAAUCCUGGCAUCCAGAACAUUUUGCCUGUCGGGAGUGUGGCAAACCAAUUGCUGAGUCAACUUUCAACAUUCAUGAAGAUGAACCGGUGUGCAGUGAAUGCUUUGUCGAAAAAUAUUCAGGAACAUGUUUUUCAUGUAAGCGACCAAUUACAGAGAAAACAAUUAAAGCCCUCGGCAACACAUGGCACGAAGAAUGCUUUGUUUGCAAUGGUCCAUGCAAAAAUAGUCUUGUAGGCACAUCAUUUUAUGAACGUGAUGGCAGAGCCUAUUGCAAAUCCGACUACGAACAACUUUUUGCAGCCAAAUGUGCUGGUUGUUCAAAAUCAAUUAUCGAUAAUGCGAUAAUUGCUUUGAAUGUUAAAUGGCAUAAGGAUUGUUUCAAAUGCAUGAAAUGUGAAAACCCGAUCUCUGCAAGCACUUUUGCUGUUGAAGACAAUAAACCCGUUUGCACAUCGUGCUCAGCUUAAAAUCAAUUAUGAAAUACAUUCCAAAGAACUUUAUAUUCAACAACAAUUUUAUUAUGCGAACAAACUAAUAUUUUUUUGUUUUGUUAUUUUUUUUUGUUUCUUUUUAUAAUAAUGCAUUUCACUAUCGAAAAUCUUGUUUCAAAAUUUAUUCAGUUAUAAGUUUUGCUUUUAUUAAUUUCUUAUUAUUUUGAGAAAUUUAUUGUAUAAAAGAACUAACCAUUCCAUUAAAUAUUCGAAUUAUAUUAUUAUUAUGAGUAUAAAAACUAUUUAAUUGCUUAAAAAAAUGUUGUUAUAUGCUUUUGCACUUAAUUUUCAAACUUAUAUGAUGUGUAAAACACUAUUGCACCGCAACUUUGAAAUUGAAAUCUUUUUUGUUUAACUAUUCCGAUUGUAUUCAAAAACAACAACACAAAAAAAAACAAAUAGCUCUGUAAUUAUUUUUAAAAUAUAUUCAUAAAUAAAAACAUAUAUUUAUAUGGCAAAAACAA
This is a messenger RNA of Eupeodes corollae, 1350 nucleotides long. Its product is annotated as transforming growth factor beta-1-induced transcript 1 protein. NCBI's taxonomy places the organism in Eukaryota, Metazoa, Arthropoda, Insecta, Diptera, Syrphidae. The record is from RefSeq and is a predicted model, not a curated record. Bases 329 to 862 code for a protein of 177 amino acids. Gene Ontology annotation, biological process: positive regulation of integrin-mediated signaling pathway; cell-cell adhesion; positive regulation of substrate adhesion-dependent cell spreading. The transcript has 5 exons. Gene Ontology annotation, cellular component: cell-cell junction; focal adhesion; cytoplasm.